GAGCGCCCCGAGACCGUCGUGGAGGCCGGCGCGAGGUACGCCGGGCAGUGGCGCGGCGCGCAGUGCCACGGCCACGGCGUUCUCAAGAGGCCCGACGGCUCGUCCUACGAGGGGAACUUCGAGGGCGGCAGGGCGCACGGGUACGGGAAGUUCGUCGCGGCGACCGGCAACAUCGGCCAGUGGGACCAGGACCGCGCCCACGGCCACGGCAGGUACGUCCACGAGGACGGCAGCACCUACACGGGCGAGUGGGCGCAGGACCUACGACGAGAAGUGCGGCAGGGGCCUCGAGCGCUGGGCGGACGGCUCCAUGUACGAGGGCGAGUUCUUCCACGGCAGCAAGCACGGCAACGGCUCCUACAAGUCGAGCAGCGGCGCCGUCGUGUUCGAAGGGCAGUUCUCCCACGACAAGAUGGACGGCAAGGGGGUCUACAACUUCGCCGACGGCCGCACGUACAACGGCGAGUGGCACCGCGGCCACAUGCACGGCGACGGCCUGAUGCAGUGGCCCGACGGCUCCUCGUACCGCGGCGGUUACAAGAAGGACCUGCGCCAGGGCGAGGGCACGCUCGCGUGGCCCGACGGGAGGAAGUACCGCGGCCAGUGGUGCAACGGCAGGCAGGAGGGCAGCGGCGUCAUGGUCGACAGCGACGGCCGGGAGGUCAGCGGCACCUGGAAGAACGGCGCCCAGGUCACCUGAGGCGCAGGCCGCCUUUCAGCGCCCCGCCUCUCCGAGGCGGCGGGGCCGAGCGCGGCCCCGCCGCUGCGCGGGCCUCCCUGCGCCAGCCUCGCCGAAGAGCGGGCGGUCCUCCUGCGGUCUCGCCCUCUGCGCCUCUCGCCGGUACGAUCGAAGUGGGUGCGGAAAGUCGGAGGGAAGAGAUCGGGUGCGAAGACCGACAGCAGUUGCAGUCCAUUCUGAGCAGGGUUCGCCGUCGGCGUGGGCCGCUGGCGCUGUGGAUAUGAGACGGGAGGCGGCCGUCUACAGCCCACAUAGACUCUGCAUCGCUGUUGGCCAGGUCUGCGCUCGCCGUCGUCCUCCUCCUCCUCCUCCCCCUCCCCCCUUCCGAUGCUGCACGUGCGCCGACGCUUCUCGUUUCACCCCGCUCCCCAGCGCGGCCUGUCGUGGCGAGGUGGCAGUGCUAAAUCGCCCGCCCCUGCUCGACGGUGCCAA
This is a messenger RNA of Prorocentrum cordatum, 1171 nucleotides long. The record is from the annotation of a GenBank genome assembly. NCBI's taxonomy places the organism in Eukaryota, Dinophyceae, Prorocentrales, Prorocentraceae.